Molecule: messenger RNA, 3558 nt
Organism: Colius striatus (speckled mousebird)
Lineage: Eukaryota; Metazoa; Chordata; Aves; Coliiformes; Coliidae
Product: guanylate-binding protein 1-like
Exons: 12
Coding region: 494-2311 (605 amino acids)
Molecular function (GO): GTP binding; GTPase activity
Source: RefSeq, a predicted model, not a curated record
UGAAAGAUGUAGCUUAGGCAGAAUAUGAUUAUUAGUGAAGAUAGAUGCUGUGAGAAUCUAUCCAUUUGCUUGCUGAAAAGCAGCUCUCAAGGCUGUCAAACCUGGUGUCUGGUCCUGUGUGGUCAAAGCCAAAGAGAUAAAGACAUUCCCUGUGUUCCUCUCUGAGCCCUGGCCAGGCUUCCAGUGGCAUCCCAACAGAGACUGAAACCAGAUGUUCUGCAUCAGAAGUUAUGUAACUUGUUGACUCAAAACCACAAAUCUGGACCCACUUGUGUGGUUUUGGGGGAUUUCUCCCAAUUGUUGGGACAUUUUCUCCAGUUCCAUGCUGCAACAGGGGCUGCCCAGCAUCUGUGGAGCUGGAUGGUGAUCAUUGAGGAGGAGAAGGAGCUGCUGAGGGUGCAGCAUAACAGGCAGAGCAGGAGCCAGGCUGCAGCUGAGCUGGAGCAGCCCAAGGCAGGUGACACUGCUGACUAGGCCACCUUUGCCCUGAGCCAUGGCAGCUGAAAGCCCUGUGUCAGAGCCCAUGUGCCUGAUUGAGAACAGCCAGGAGAAGGGGCUGGUGGUCCGUCAGGAAGCCCUGCAGGUGCUGUCAGAGAUCACCCAGCCCGUGGUGGUGGUGGCCAUCGCAGGGCUGUACCGCACUGGCAAGUCCUACCUGAUGAACAGACUGGCUCGUGAGAGGAGAGGUUUCUCCCUGGGCUCCACUGUGCAGUCCCAGACCAAAGGUAUCUGGAUGUGGUGCCUACCUCACCCCUGCCAGCCUGGACACACGCUGGUGCUGCUGGACACUGAAGGGCUGGCAGAUGUGGAUAAGGGAGACACCCAGAAUGACACGUGGAUCUUUGUGCUGGCCGUGCUGCUCUCCAGCACCCUGGUCUACAACAGCAAAGGCACCAUUGACCAGGAAGCCAUGAACAAGCUCCACUAUGUCCUGAAGCUGACUGAGCUUGUCAAGCUGAAAGCAGCACCCCAGAGCAGUGAAGAUGAACUGAAGGACUCAGAUAAGUUUGUCCUCUUCUUCCCAACGUUUGUCUGGGCUGUGAGGGAUUUCACUCUGCAGCUGAGGAGGAACGGGCAGCCCAUCUCUGAGGACGAAUACUUGGAGAACGCCCUGAAGUUGAAGGCUGGUACCAGCCCAGAGAUCCAAAGCUACAACCAGCCCCGGGAAUGCAUCCGGCAGUUCUUUCCAGGUCGCAAGUGCUUUACAUUUUGCCCACCAGCCAAUUGGAGGGACAUGGAACACUUGGAAGAGCUUCAGGAUGAUGAAAUUGACCCUGAAUUCCAGAAGCAGGUGGAGAAUUUCUGCAUCCACAUCUGGAAAACGUCUCCACCCAAGAGUGUGCCCGGUGGGCACAUCAUAACCGGGAUCCUGCUGGGGAAGCUGUCAGUGACCUACGUGGAGGCCAUCCGGAGUGGGGCCGUGCCGUGCGUGGAGAGCGCGGUGCUGGCCCUGGCAACGGUGCAGAACACGGCCGCGGUGACAGAGGCUGCGACCUUGUACCAGGGUCUGAUGGCACAGAGGGUGAAGCUGCCCACAGAGACUCUUGAGGAGCUGCUGGAGCUGCACAGCCAGUGCGAGCGGGAGAUGCUGGAGCUGUUCAUGGCACGGGCGUUCGAGGAUGACAUUAAGACUUUCCAGACACAGCUCUUACGUCAGGUACAGGAAAUAAAAGAGAAGUUCUUAAAGGACAACGAGCAAGCAUCCCGUGAAAAGUGUGAGGCAGCUCUCAGGGACCUCUCCCAAGACACAGAGAGACAGAUCAGAGCUGGUGUCUACAGAGGUCCAGGAGGUUAUGAUCGUUUAUGUAAAGACCACCAGCGGUUUAUGACGAGAUAUCAGGCACUGCCUGGCAAGGGGGUGAAGGCUCAGGCUGUCUUGCUGGAGUUCUUGCAAAGAAGAAAGAUUCUGAUUGAAAACAUCCUCACUACAGACCCCUCCCUGACAGAGGAGGAGAAGAAGAUGAGAAGUACUGAAAUGCAGAAUACUUUAGCUGAGAUGAAAAGGAGGGUCCAGAGGAUGGAGGAGACUGAAAGGAAGCAGCAGCUGAAGAACAACGCACGUAGUUUGGAAGAGAAUGCAAACUGGCUGAGAAAGAAGCUGAAGCUCAGCUGUGAGACACAUCUGCAGGAGCAUGAUAAGAUGAUCAAACUUAAAUCAGAGGAGGAGGAUGCGCUGCGCAGGGAAGGCUUCUAUGAGAAAGCAGAGCACAUGCACACAGUGCAAAUUAAACUGGAGGAGGAAAAGAUCAGCAUCUGGAAGAGGUUCAUUAGAUGGAUCAAAGAGGUGGUAACAGACAUUUUUUACUGGUGACUACGAAUGGAGAAGUGCCAGAGUGUGUUGUGUCCCCACAUCCCACCCUGUUCAACUGAGAAAGUCCUUGCUGCAAGAUGCAGAGCAGGGAGGUGACUCCACGCUCACUUGUACCCCGCUGUCUCGUGCUUUAAUGCCAGACGCAGAGCUCAAGCCAAAGCAUUUGUGGUGCCAGGUAGUCUGAAAGUUAAAGGUAAUCCUCUUUAGGUAAAUUGGGAGGAUGUUGCUGAAGAAUUUGAGCUCUUUUCCUGUUGCUUAUUACGAUGAGCUUGUGUGGAGCCGCUUUUGGCUUGGUAACAGGGGGAGGGGGCUGCAGUGCUGGUCCCUGGAAGCAGUUCUCCAAACAUCCCCUGGCUCUGACUCACCUGCAGCCCAGCCAGGCCAGUCUGGCUCCUCUGCAUCAGCACUGAAGAAAGACAAUCUGAGCCAGAAGAGGAGGUGGAGGAGUGGCACAAGAAGGAGGUGACCUUAAGGACCCCACAGUCAGAGGAGGAGGAAGGAAGGAGGAGCGCUGGACCAGAGACCCCUCUGCAAGCCGUGGUGAGAAGGCAGCUGUGCCCCUGCAACCCAUGGAGGGCAAUGGCAGGGCUGAGAGCCACCAGCAGCUCUGAGUGAGUGACCCCAACAGGCAGAGAGUGUGUGAGGAGAGGCCAUGGAACAGGCCGUGCUGGAGCCUGCAGGUCCCAGUGACACACACAGGAGGCUGAGAGGGAUGAAUGCACAUGGAGCGGCCUGAGAGGGGCUGCUGGGUGUGUGAGGGACCCCGAGGCGGAGCAGGGGCAUGGCCAGGAGUCACCUGCCUUGGGGAGAGACAAAUGGCAGGAGCCAUGGGGAAAGGACUGACUGCAACCCCCAUUCCUUUCCCUCCCGGAGCUGUUCAUGGAGAAAGACACGGGGGUCAGGGCUGUGAGCCUGGGGAGAGGGGAAGGAUGGGGGUAAGGUGGUCUCAAAGGGCUGGUUGUGCUCUUCAUCAUUGUGCCACUCUGUUGUUUUGUAUUUGUUACCUUUUUUUGGUUUUCAUGGUUUUGGUUGGUAGUGGAUUAAAUGGUGUUUUGUUUUUCUUCCCCACUGCAGUAGUCCUGUCUGGUUUGCCAGGGGCUGGAAGUGGCAAUGCAGCCCUCCCUCUUCUUAGGGGAUUCCACAGCCUCUUACGGUUCUUAUGGUGGAUUGGGGUCCUUUUGUUUCUAGAUGGGCCUAAACCAUGACAUAAAUGCAUUCAGCCUCAACAGGGCUGGUGACAACACUGA